UCCACACACACACACACACUUCUCAUUAAAGAAAAUGGAGAACUCUUUACCAAGUUACAAACUUGUGCUUCUAUUGGCAUUUUCUUUGUUUCUAUUAGUUAACACGGAGCUGGGUUUUCUUUCACCUGCGAGAGCCAUAGACAACAACACCAAGGUUUAUAUAGUUUAUCUUGGGGAAAGAGAAAAUGAUGAUCCCGAACUUGUUACAGCCUCUCAUCAUCAAAUGCUUGAAUCAUUUCUUGAUAGCAAAGAAGACGCACAUAAAUCGAUGAUCUACAGCUAUCAACAUGGAUUUUCCGGUUUCGCAGCACUUCUUACUUCUUCCCAAGCAAACAAAAUAUCAGACCAUCCUGAAGUAAUCCAUGUUAUACCAAACCGGAUUCUGAAACUGCAAACCACAAGAACUUGGGAUCUCCUUGAACUCUCUCAAAUUCCAACUUCUUUUUCUUCCUCAACAACAUCUGUAAAAGGUCUUCUUCAUGACACCAACAUGGGCAGUGAAGCUAUCAUCGGCGUCAUAGAUACCGGAAUAUGGCCAGAGUCAAAGGUAUUCAACGAUCAAGGCCUUGGACCAAUACCUAAGCGUUGGAGAGGAAAAUGUGAACCAGGAGAAAAGUUUAACGCCACAAUUCAUUGCAACAAAAAGCUAAUAGGAGCUAAGUACUACGUAAACGGCCUACUAGCCGAGAUGGGAGAAACAUUCAAAACAACAACAGUCAGAGAAUUCAAAUCCAACAGGGAUGCACUCGGUCACGGCACGCAUACAGCCACAAUAGCAGGUGGCUCAUUGGUUCCCAACGUGAGCUUCUAUGGUCUAGCACGAGGCACGGUCCGAGGUGGUGCUCCUCGGGCACGCAUAGCCUCUUACAAGGUAUGUUGGAACACAAUGCAAAAAGACGGAACAGGACCCGGUGGAAGCUGUUCAACUGCUGAUAUGUUGAAGGCUUUUGAUGAUGCUAUACACGAUGGGGUUGAUGUUUUGUCUGUUUCUAUAUCCGGGGACCUUCCAGAGGACACCGAGGUGGAUAAGCCUGAUUUUGUCGGGGCCUUUCACGCAGUAUCUAAAGGGAUUCCGGUUGUGGCUGCGGCUAGUAAUGAAGGGCCUAAGGCUCAGACUGUUGCUAAUGCUGCUCCUUGGCUCUUGACCGUUGCUGCAACCACUCUUGACCGGUCCUUUCCUACAAAGAUCACACUUGGCAAUAAACAAACUCUCUUCGGUGAGUCUCUGUUCACUGGACCGGAGAUUUCAACCGGUUUAGCUUAUUGGGAUUCAGAGAGUGAUGAUAACGGUGAUGUCAAGGGGAAAAUAGUUCUUGUUUUCGAUACUACUAGUACCUAUCCAGUUGAAACGAAAGGUGUAGCAGGAGUCAUAUAUGCCCAACAUCCCGAUGACAUUGUUGAUCGAUGCCAUGCUUUUCCUUGCAUUUACACUGAUUACGACCUUGGGACCGACAUUUUGCAAUACAUACGUACCACCAGGUCGCCCACAGCGAGAAUCAGCGCAGCUACGACACUAACCGGUCUGCCAGCAACACCAAAGGUUGCUGAAUUCUCAUCUAGAGGGCCUAACUCGGUUUCACCAGCCAUUCUCAAGCCUGAUAUAGCAGCUCCUGGUGUGAGCAUACUAGCUGCAUUAAGUCCGUUUGAUCCUAACGGACACGAUGGAUUUGGACUCGCCUCAGGGACAUCGAUGUCGACUCCGGUUGUUUCUGGUAUCAUAGCUCUCCUAAAGUCUCUACAUCCUGAUUGGUCUCCUGCUGCAUUUAGAUCAGCUUUGGUCACAACAGCUUGGAGGACAAGUCCAUCUGGAGAACCCAUUUUUGCUGAAGGAUCAAACAAGAAGCUUGCAGAUCCAUUUGACUAUGGAGGAGGUCUUGUAAACCCUCAAAGAGCUGCACACCCUGGACUUGUAUACGAUAUGGGGAUUGAAGAUUACAUCAACUACAUGUGUUCCAAAGGUUACAACGACUCCUCAAUCUCUCGUGUGAUCGGUAAAAAGACUAAGUGUCCAACUCCCAAGCCAUCAAUUCUUGAUAUGAACUUACCUUCAAUCACAAUUCCAAAUAUUGAGAAAGAAGUCACACUCACAAGAAGUGUGACCAACGUUGGACCCAUCAAGUCAGUCUACAAAGCUGUAAUAGAGUCUCCUCUCGGCAUAACUCUCACCGUCAAUCCGACUACACUCGUCUUUAGCUCCGAAGAUAAGAAGGUGCUCUCUUUCACGGUGAAGGCUAAAACGAGUUAUAAAGUCAACACUGGUUACUUCUUUGGAAGCUUGACAUGGACUGAUGGUGUUCAUGAUGUUAAGAUCCCUGUCUCUGUUCAGACAAGGAUCAUGAUCAAGUCUUAACCAAAAAAAAUAAUCAAAACUACAAUAAACGAUGUCAGAUGAAUUCCGUGUAUUAGAAAAAUCCAUAUGAUG
This is a messenger RNA of Brassica napus (rape), 2422 nucleotides long. RefSeq names its product subtilisin-like protease SBT3.13. The coding region runs from base 35 to 2350 and encodes 771 amino acids. The record is from RefSeq and is a predicted model, not a curated record. The transcript has 10 exons. Gene Ontology annotation, molecular function: serine-type endopeptidase activity. Lineage: Eukaryota; Viridiplantae; Streptophyta; Magnoliopsida; Brassicales; Brassicaceae. Gene Ontology annotation, biological process: proteolysis.